CAAGAAGAACAAAGAGUUUAUAAAAUGAAGUCAUUCAUAAUAACAACAAUAGCAGUAUUGUCCUUUAUGGGAGUGCAAGGUAGAUUUUUAGAGGAUAUGGAUAUUGAAGGAACUCCACGAUUGGAUGGACGCAUUGUGGGUGGCCAUAAAAUCAACAUCACCGAUGCCCCACAUCAAAUUUCAUUGCAAACAUCGGCACACAUUUGUGGUGGUUCCAUAAUUUCCAAACAAUGGAUUUUAACGGCGGCUCACUGUACCUAUGGCAAAACAGCAGAUCGCAUGAAGGUACGUCUGGGCACCUCCGAGUCGGCAAAGGGUGGCGAGCUAAUUGAUGUCGUCGAAAUUGUUCAACAUGAAAAAUUCAAUUACUCCAAUGUGGAUUAUGAUUAUUCCCUACUCAAAUUGGAGCAUGAAAUAGAAUUCGAUGAAACUAAACAACCUGUCAAGUUGCCAGAAACUAAGGAAGAGAAUGCCAAGGAUGGUGAUAUGUGCCGUGUUACCGGUUGGGGUAAUACUCAAAAUAUCUUGGAAUCUCGUACAUGGUUGCGUCAGGCGGAAGUUCCCAUUUUCAGUCAAGAGGAGUGUUCGGAAAAGUAUAAGAAAUUCGGUGGUGUUACUGAGCGUAUGAUAUGCGCCGGGUACAUUCAAGGUGGCAAGGAUGCAUGCCAGGGUGAUUCAGGUGGUCCAUUGGUUUCCGAGGAUGGUGUUCUCGUUGGUGUUGUGUCUUGGGGUUAUGGUUGUGCCCGUCCCGAUUAUCCUGGCAUCUAUUCGAGAGUUUCCUAUGUUCGUGAUUGGAUUCGUACGAAUAGUGGGGUUUAAUUGACAUAU
This is a messenger RNA of Musca domestica (house fly), 828 nucleotides long. RefSeq names its product trypsin-1-like. The record is from RefSeq and is a predicted model, not a curated record. The transcript is spliced from 2 exons. The coding region runs from base 25 to 819 and encodes 264 amino acids. Gene Ontology annotation, biological process: proteolysis. Gene Ontology annotation, molecular function: serine-type endopeptidase activity. NCBI's taxonomy places the organism in Eukaryota, Metazoa, Arthropoda, Insecta, Diptera, Muscidae.